AUGCUGGCUUCUUUGCUUCGCCCAAGACCGCGGCGCAACCAAAUCGACCAGACCUCGUUUGCCUCGCCUUUCAACCCCAGUGACAGCAAUAGCUCGCCCUGGUUCCGAGCGGCGGCGCAACGGGGUGGUCGACGCGCUCGGAGACCCACUACCUACGACGCGCCCGAGCUUCAGGAUGUGUAUGAGGAAGAUGUGGACGUGGACGAGGAUGAGGACUGGCGGGAUGAAGAUGAGGAUGAGGACGAUCAACCCAUUGAGUCGACGCCCCUUCUGCCAAUCUUCUCUGCCUCAGUGUUAGAUGCGCUCCCCGUCUACGAUAUCACCCAUGCCAUUCGCCCACUGAUUGCCUCGCGCUGCGAGACUACCCUGACAUGGGACCAGUUGCGCUCCCCGCAGGUCUCGCAAUUCCUGAUCAAACCAAUCCAACAAAAAAUCAUGUCCGCACAUCUUUCGCGUGCGACACUCUAUGCCCUCAUGGCCAAUUGCCUUCAGUUCGAGAAAGAAAUUCAGCUCAAUCCCGGAAAUAGUGGUGCCAGUCAGACACGUGCGAUGGUGAGCGAGCUGCUGGCGAUUAAGCUGCUCCGGGAAUACUCGACGAGAGACUUGAUUGACGCGCUGUCCUAUGAGUUCUACCCUCUCCAGGGCCAGGAUUCGUCAACGGCAUGGAGCUCGGGUCUACGGGGAAAGCGUGGAAUGGGGACGGCACGGAUCUCAUGCCUCGAAGUGGCGAUUCGAGCUCAGGCCAAGCGAUUCCUGGCUCAUCCAGUAGUUGUCCAACAGCUGGAGGCCAUCUGGGCUGGGACGAUUGUCUUUCAUUCUGCUGCUGAUAACCUACAUCGCCGCGCGAACGGCCUAUCACGGCUUCGGGUGCCACGCUACCGACAGUUCCUGUCGACGGUCUCUUUCGCUGUGUUGCUGGGGCUCUUCCUGGCGGUCUUGGAAGAACGAAGCCGCCAGAUUACAUCCUUAGAAGUCGUUUUUUGGUUCUGGAGUACUGGCUUUAUGCUGGAUGAAGUGGUCGGUUUUAACGAGCAGGGAUUCAGUCUCUACCUAAUGAGUUUCUGGAACCUGUUCGACCUGGGGAUUCUGCUUCUACUCUUCUGUUAUUAUUGUCUGCGGAUCUAUGGUGCCUUCUUGACUUAUCCCCGCAACCAGCAAGUGGCCAACCUGGCAUACGAUGUGUUGGCGGCAAAUGCGGUCCUGCUCUUUCCGCGUCUCUUCUCAAUCCUUGAUCAUUAUCGGUACUUCUCGCAACUGCUGAUUGCGUUCCGCAUAAUGGCAUCCGAUCUGAUCGCAGUUUUCGUAUUGAUCAUCAUUGCAUGCAGCGGCUUCUUCGUUGCUUUCUUAUCCUUUGGUGAUGACAACUCCCCGAAGUCUGUUGCGUAUGGUUUGUUUCAAAUGCUGAUGGGCUUCACGCCGACUGCAUGGGCGAUGUGGGAAGAAUACAAUCUGCUGGGACGGACUAUAUUGACCGUCUUCCUCUUCAUUUGUCACUUCGUUGUCGUCACCAUUCUGAUCACAGUUCUCACGAACUCCUUCAUGCGAAUUGUUCAGAAUGCGAACCAAGAACAUCAGUUCUUAUUUGCUGUGAAUGCGAUCUCGAUGGUCAAGUCUGAUGCCCUCUUCUCCUACGUGGCCCCAGCAAACGUCAUCGCAUGGCUCGUUACGCCUUUCCGGUACGUGAUGCCGUUUCGUGAGUUCAUCCGACUCAAUCGAACCAUCAUUAAAAUCACUCAUCUUCCGAUCCUGUUUACCAUCUGCUUCUAUGAGAAGAUGAUUCUCAGUGCCAAAGUGAUCGAGCCGACAGAUCUCGUGGAGGCAAAUCCCAAUACAAGGGUACCUGACCCCACGCAAACCUGGCGACCGAGUCGAUUCCGAGCCUUCAGCACGAGGGCACCACGCCUAGUACGGGAGCCAUCUGUUGCCACCUAUCAGAAGGAUCAGGCAUUGGAAGAGGUUUUCCGACAGCCUUUUGGCGAGGAGCGGAUGCGAGAGCCUCCAAGCACCAUGCGCAAGCAGCAGACGAACAACGUGAUCAAGGACUGGAUGCAGGAGAUCGGGUCCGGCCCUGCACAUACUACCGACGAGCAAGAUUCCGCCGCCGAUCAUCUGGAGAUGCCGACUCGUCGACUUCCGUUUCCAUUCCGUAAGACGCUCACUGCACAUGGGCGUGACUUCACGGUGGCCACUCGCUCUGUGGCAUCCAACCCCGAGGAUCGAACCAGCCUUAUUGCCAGUCCAGCCUUCAACCACCAUCGAGGAGAUUCCGUUUCUCCCACACGCACCCGGCAGUUAUCGCAACAUACAGAUAUGGAGGGAGACGACGAGCUCACGUCCGAUGGUGGAGAAUCGCGUGAUGAGCCUUCCGAUAAGGAGAUUACCAGUGACGGCGAUCAGGCCGUUGGGAGCACAGAAAAAACCACCCCGAAAUUCUACAGCUCGCGGCCUUCCACAGCAAGGAUGCUAUCUCGUCGUGCCAGCCCUACUCGCCGGCCCAAGCAUGUUCGGAAUAUAUCCGGCGUCACCAUGCUCUACAAUCCUGUCGGAUCAUCCAACGAAGACACCGAGGGCCGAGCCACUCACCCUCGGCCCAACGAAGAUUCCUCAGACGACGAAACUGGCCGCUUGCCUCUGGUAUCGACAUCGGUCGAUCAGGGCACCAUCAAAAGACAUCCCGUCAAAGCGGCAGCUACACGCAACACUUCCGUUGGCCUGAAUCCGAUGUCUGUUCCCGAAAUCGAUGGUCUAUAUCUUACCGACCGCGCCCGAUCUGCUCGGCCGCAGCGAUCUCUCCUGUUCGAUCUUGGAUCUGAUUUGGGGGACAACAAGGCGGUGGUAGGUGCCUUUACCGGUGGUGUCCCCUCCAGCUUCAACACUCAGAUGGCGUUUGCGACUGGUAGGCUCCGGCGGGAUGGACCCAGCCAGACUCAAGACAUGCUCAGCAAGUUAGUUCUGGCCCGCAUGAAUAACAUCGAAGAAGGAUUCCGGGAGGUGAUUAAAGAGGUCAAGGACCUGCGACGGAAUGAGUCCAGUCGAAGCGGAAGUCGUAGUCGGACUGAUGAACGAGUGCGCGAGAAGAAGAAGCGCGUGGAGAAGAAGGACAAAGACGCGAAGAGGCACCGACCGCAAUCAGAAGAGAGUCGAAUCGGCCGUGACGGUCGUCCGUCCAGUGAGCUCAAGGAAACCGAUGAUGUUCCCCGAUCUGCUUGA
Messenger RNA from Penicillium argentinense, 3210 nucleotides. RefSeq lists its product as uncharacterized. The coding region runs from base 1 to 3210 and encodes 1069 amino acids. NCBI's taxonomy places the organism in Eukaryota, Fungi, Ascomycota, Eurotiomycetes, Eurotiales, Aspergillaceae. Gene Ontology annotation, molecular function: monoatomic ion channel activity. The transcript has 3 exons. Gene Ontology annotation, biological process: monoatomic ion transport; transmembrane transport. Gene Ontology annotation, cellular component: membrane. The record is from RefSeq and is a predicted model, not a curated record.